AUGUUGAGCCUAGAAGUAAAUGAAAAGGAACAAGCGCCUCUGGGCCAGCGAAUCCGUGCGGUGGGCAUGUGUUUUUACAAGAAAGGGGACCUUAAGAAAGGGAAUAACUACCAGCUGCGUAGGAAUCGCGACAAUCCCAAAGACACUAACUGUUUCGAGGUUCGGAGCCGGCAUAUCACGAUGGCGACUAUAAACGUGAAUUUCUCCCGUCUCUUGGAGCCCUUCGUGGGUGAAAAUAUUAUCUGGGAACUGACAUGGUAAGUAUAUUGUAUGUGAUGUUAAGUUCACGAAAAAAAUAUUUCAGCUGUUUUAACAAUUAAUUAUGGUGGGGCAUCAUGUUCGUAGCUUCGCAUUUAUUCCUAGCUUAGUGGUUGAAGAUGCAAAGUGGAGUAGGGGAGAUUCCGGUCGACCAGCAAGAGCUCACAAAGUACGCGUGGUGUUUAACGUUAAUGAAAGGGAUGCCGAGCGAGUAGAAAACGCCUUCAGUGACUUUGAAGUGAGAAGAUCAGAAGCAUGA
Porites evermanni is the source of this 517-nucleotide messenger RNA. NCBI's taxonomy places the organism in Eukaryota, Metazoa, Cnidaria, Anthozoa, Scleractinia, Poritidae. The record is from the annotation of a GenBank genome assembly.